AUGCACGUGGCGGAGAAGGGAGAGGGACCCGUGGUUCUCCUCCUUCACGGCUUCCCGGAGCUCUGGUAUUCAUGGCGCCACCAGAUCCUCUCCCUUGCCGCUAGCGGUUACCGUGCCGUCGCUCCCGACCUCCGCGGUUACGGCGACACCGAAGCGCCGACCGAUGUCGCCGAAUACUCUAUCUUCCAUCUCGUGGGCGAUGUUGUCGCUCUCAUCAACUCUCUCGGCCAGGAACAGGUUUUUGUGGUUGGGCACGAUUGGGGAGCGAUUGUAGCGUGGAAUCUGUGCGUUUUCAGGCCGGAUAAAGUGAAGGCUUUAGUCAACCUGAGCGUGGCGUUCCUGCCCAGGAACCAGGCUCUGUGGCGGGUUGAUAACUUGAGGAAGAUCUAUGGGGAUGAUUUCUAUGUUUCCAGAUUCCAGGAAGUUGGAGAAGUGGAAGCUCAAUUGGCCGAGGUUGAUACAGCUCUGCUCAUGAAGAAUUUCUUAGCCUCCAGAAAUCCAGGGCCUCUGAUUAUACCAAAAGAUGGCGGAUUUAGAAGAAUAAAAAGUAAGGAAAUCACAGUCCCUGCUUGGCUUUCUGAAGCUGAUAUCAACUACUACGCGACCAAAUUUAACAAAACUGGCUUCACCGGCGGGAUUAAUUACUAUCGUAACAUGGACAAGAACUGGGAGCUCAGUGCUCCCUGGACUGACAUCCAGAUAAAAGUUCCAACCAAGUUCAUCGUGGGAGAUCUGGAUCUGGCCUACCAUUUCGAAGGGAUGGAGGAUUACAUUCACAAGGGUGGGUUCAGAAGAGAUGUUCCAUUGCUGGAGGAUGUUGUUGUGAUGGAAGGAGUUGCGCACUUCAUCAAUCAGGAGAG
Molecule: messenger RNA, 860 nt
Organism: Phalaenopsis equestris
Lineage: Eukaryota; Viridiplantae; Streptophyta; Magnoliopsida; Asparagales; Orchidaceae
Product: epoxide hydrolase A-like
Exons: 4
Molecular function (GO): hydrolase activity
Source: RefSeq, a predicted model, not a curated record